GGACGGAGGUCGAGAAGGUCGCACAGCAAAGCAGUUUACUAUGAAUCAAUAUGGAAGCAAAUAGAACAAUGUUGUCUCUAGAUAUAUUUUUAUUUGUAUGGUAUAAAUGCCUCAGUAGAUAGCAUACGCGGAUCAGUAGGACACGUUAUAUCAUAGUUUAGUUAGCGGACACGCUAGUUAUUCACGUUAUAAAAUUUCAAAAAUUAUUUGUAUAGUUUAAACUUUCGGGUGAAUCAUUUCCAAGUAGCCGUGCUCAACUUAUAGUAUUAUUUUACACCGAAAUUUAAGGAGAAUUAUUUUGCUGAAAUAAUGAAUCCUCAGCACCGUGUUCAAUUUCAAAUUUUGCCUAAAGGGUUAUUCGUUCUUAUGUUGUGUAUUAUACCUGCACAAGGCCAUUGGUGGGCAGUGGCGAACGAAGGUGAUGUUGGGAAGAUCAGCAGUAGAAACGUUCCAAUUUGCGAUCGCAUCGAAGGUCUUUCAAGAAAUCAAAAGACUUUAUGCAAGAGAUAUUACAACCACAUGUCGUUUGUAAGUGAAGGAGCUGAAAAUGGAAUCAAGGAAUGUCAACACCAGUUCAGUGGUCAUCGAUGGAAUUGUUCUACUGUUGAAGAUAGUUCGGUGUUUGGAAGAGUGCUCAAUAUCGGAAGUAAAGAGAUUGCCUUUACAUACGCUAUAGCUUCUGCUGGAGUUGUACACUCGGUUGCCAAAGCUUGUAAAAGAGACACUUUGUCGACAUGUGGAUGCAGCAGAAAGAAACGACCUAUCGGUUUACACCAGGACUGGAACUGGGGAGGCUGUGGAGAUGAUACUGAUUAUGCCUAUGGAUUUGCAAGAGAAUUCAUUGAUGCGAGAGAACGAGAUAACCUCUCUCCUAGAGGACAGAAAGAAAAGGCAAGAAAAGCAAUGAAUUUACAUAACAAUGAAGCUGGAAGAAUGGCCAUCGUUAGAGGGACACGACCAGCAUGUAAAUGCCAUGGCGUAUCAGGAUCAUGCAGCCUCAAGACUUGUUGGUUCCAAGUUCCAGAUUUUCGACAAAUUGGUCAGAAUCUGCGGCAGGCACACGGAAUUGCUAUCGAAAUGCGAAUGAAUAAAAAAGGACAAAUUCGUCCACGUAACUUGGAGCACGGUAAACCAACUUCAACAAGCCUCGUUUAUAUAGAAUCAUCACCUGACUAUUGUAAAGAAAAUUUAAAGACCGGAGUACCGGGCACAAGAGAUCGAGUUUGCGAAAAAGACUCAUCGGGAAACAAUGGGUGUGGUCUUCUCUGCUGUGGACGUGGUUAUAGAAGCAAACCAGUAGAUGUUGUGGAAUUGUGCAAAUGCAAAUUCCAGUGGUGUUGUUCUGUCAAAUGUCAAAAAUGUCAUAAAGUAGUGAUCAAACAUUUUUGCAACUAAAGUUGCUAUACACCGUUUUGAAAGACAUGUUCCAUCUUAUUGAAUAACAACUUCAAAUUAGAAAAUAAAAAAGCACACCACUGUUAAAGGGCGUUGUCAUCUACCACAAUAUUGCCGUGCAUCGAUUAUCCGAAUAACUUAAACAAGAAAGAAGCAGAUAAAUUUAAGAAGUUGGCAACGCUGCCGUUUGUGACAAAUACAAUCCAGAUCAAAUCAAAGAAAACACCAAAAAGCACAAUAAAAUUUAUAAUCAUUUUUUACUUAUAUUAUUUUUUGUUUUAUUAUUUAAGUGUGCAAUAAAUGCGUUUU
Molecule: messenger RNA, 1704 nt
Organism: Styela clava
Lineage: Eukaryota; Metazoa; Chordata; Ascidiacea; Stolidobranchia; Styelidae
Product: protein Wnt-5-like
Biological process (GO): canonical Wnt signaling pathway; cell fate commitment; multicellular organism development
Cellular component (GO): extracellular region
Molecular function (GO): frizzled binding; cytokine activity
Source: RefSeq, a predicted model, not a curated record